CCCUUCGUGCUGGGAGGACAAGAAGGGGAAGGUGACAGUCUUAGUGGAGAUCAGAACCCUGGGGACAAGGCUUCAACCCUGACCCUUGCUGAGCUAUGGGUGGCACCAAGAUUCUGUGUGACAUCACUGGGGAAGUGGAGAUCAGAGCUGGGAUUGAGGAGAUGCAAGCCCAGGCUGAGAACCAGCAAGCCCAGGAUGAGAACCAGCGAGUCCAGGCUGAGCUAGCCAGAGCCCAGGCUGAGCUGGCCCGAGCCCAGGUUGAGAUGGCCCGAGCGCAGGCUGAGCUGGCCCGAGCCAAGGCUGAGCUGGCCCGAGCCCAAGCUGAGAACCAGCUAGUCGAGGCUGAGAACCAGCGAAUCCAGGCUGAGCUGACCCAAGCACAGGCUGAGUUGGCCCGAGCCCAGGCUAAGAACCAGCGAGUCCAGGCUGAGAACCAGCAAGUCCAGGCUGAGCUGGCCCGAGCCCAGGCUGAGCUGGCCCGAGCCCAAGCUGAGAACCAGCUAGUCGAGGCUGAGAACCAGCGAAUCCAGGCUGAGCUGACUCAAGCACAGGCUGAGCUGACCCGAACCCAGGCUGAGAACCGGCGAGUCCAGGCUGAGCUGAUCCGAGCCCAGGCUGAGCAGCUCCUAGCCAAGGCUAAGCAGACCCGAGCCCAGGCUGAGCUGAUCCGAGCCCAGGGUGAGCAGACUCAACCCCAGGAUGAGUGGUUCCGAGCACAGGCUGAGUGGAUCCAAGCCCACGCCAAACAGAAGAGCCAAGGUGAGCCUGAACACAGUAGGUUUGGGGACAUAUUUCAGUGUGUCUUAAAGAAGUUGAAGCAAAUUUGGAAAUGCAUUGUUCAGUUUAUUUAGUAACUCAAGGAACUAAAAUCAUAUUUUUCCUCUAUAUUCAAAUUCAUGAGAAGCACCUGUAGGGUUCCAAACAGACAAAGGUAACAGUGCGGGUCCUGCCCUCCUCUCACAUCUUGCACAGAAUGUCCUCAAGACCCUUUCUAUUGUCUACUCUGACCCUCAGGCCCCUGUGUCACCUGUUCCCUGUAUGUUUAUUCUGUUCCUCUUAU
Molecule: messenger RNA, 1060 nt
Organism: Chionomys nivalis (European snow vole)
Lineage: Eukaryota; Metazoa; Chordata; Mammalia; Rodentia; Cricetidae
Product: flagellar attachment zone protein 1-like
Exons: 3
Coding region: 96-851 (251 amino acids)
Source: RefSeq, a predicted model, not a curated record